This is a messenger RNA of Calliphora vicina (urban bluebottle blowfly), 2551 nucleotides long. It is a transcript of the gene MED16, whose product is annotated as mediator complex subunit 16. The record is from RefSeq and is a predicted model, not a curated record. NCBI's taxonomy places the organism in Eukaryota, Metazoa, Arthropoda, Insecta, Diptera, Calliphoridae. Gene Ontology annotation, biological process: positive regulation of DNA-templated transcription. The transcript has a single exon. Gene Ontology annotation, molecular function: protein binding. Bases 92 to 2449 code for a protein of 785 amino acids. Gene Ontology annotation, cellular component: mediator complex.
UUCACUUCAUUUGUUUAUAUUUCGCACUUUUGCAGAUGCCGUGAAAAACAAUUAAUUUUUUUGUUGAAAAUUUACAUAAAUUCCAUAAAAUAUGACAAUAUUAUAUAAAGUUCAGAAUCCUGGAGGCAAUAAAGAUGGCUAUUUGUUACCCAACAGUGUUUUGUGCAAAAUAUCGUGUAAAAAUCUUGUGGCAUUUUGUGUCCACCAAGGAUUACAAAGCAAUAUUUAUGUCUGCGACAUAGUGACACCAUGGCAAAGUUUUAAGCUGAAUACUUCUAAAAAUAUUGUUACCGUAUUGGAGUGGAAUCAAACUGGUGAGUUGUUGAUGGCUGGCUAUAAGAAUGGCUAUUGUGAGGUGUGGUCGUCCAAUCAACAUGCCAUCAACAGUUGGAUUUUAGUGUACAAGGCCAACUUGCCAAGUGAAGAGAUAUUGAGUGCAAAAUUUUUCCACAACGGUAAGAGAGUGUACUUCAAUACACACAAAAAGGACUUACAGGCAUAUUCGGAUAAAUUUGAAAGAAUGGAUUUUAGACCUUCCAUGACACAUUUUGGAAAUACCCCAGUGGAGGGAGUGUUUGUUUUGACUUCGUCUGGUUUAUUGGGAGCAUUUGUUAUACCAAAAUUAUUACCGCCAGUAGAGAAUUUGACAAAUGGAAAUUAUGUGCCAACCGAGUUGAAUGUUUUUACACAUUCUAUUGGCUUAUCAAGAAGUUUCAUAACACAUAGCUGUGUGACUUGGUGUCCCACCGGUUACUUUAGCGUGGCAGUCAACAGUUGGAAUGAACCUUUGAUAAAUUGCUAUAAAGUUCAUAUCGAAAGAGAUGUAGAGGAGUCGGUGUCCAUCAAAUGCAAUUCGGUGGCUAGCAUUUUCUUGCCCAAAGGAGAUGUGGAGGGCAAACAAGUUUCCCACAUACGCUGGCGUACCAUAAAUGGUGAAGAGAUACUCUUUGUUGUCUAUGACUGUGUAGAAGGCAGUUUCAUAGAGCAGUGGAUUCUAACAAAGAAACACCAGGCCGUGCACAAGUUAUUGCAAAAGAAUAAAAGCGAUUUCGUCCAGUGGGAGCAAUGGGAAAACUCUGCUAAACUGGCCUUAUCGUCCAGAGUGUGUGAUGUUUGCAUUACCAAACUGCCUUCAGAAGCCAUGUUAAUAUUUGCUACGCUACGAGACAACUCGGUGCAAGUUUUGGAGAUGGGUUUGAAAAAAAUUGGUUCCACAGUGUUUGAACGUAUGGCUGAGGAACAGCACAGAAUGCCUUGCAAACUUUUAACAUCAGAUGUCACUUAUCUGAACCAAUUGUUGGUUUUGUUCGAUAACUUUGGUCAAAUGUAUGCCAUGCAAGUGCCCACAAAUCAUUAUGAUAAAAAUUAUAAAAUGAAUCCUCUCUCGCUACCGGUAGCUUUGCUUGAAUACAGCAUAGUUACCGGCAUAGAUGCUAGUGAUGUGAUUAUGCUAAAUCUACCCAAUUUAGAAAUGAUGGCUGAGAAACUUACGGAGAAUUUUACGCGGCAACACAACUUCACCAGACAGUUUUAUUACUCUAAUUUUCUCUCUUUGAAAAGCAAUCUCUGCCGUAUACAAUCCAAACAACAGGAUUUCGAUAAUCUAAUUACUCUGCACUCCAUCUCCAUAGCAUUUAAAGCUUUACUGCGCCCUUCCGAUCUUAGUUCUCAGGAUAAGGGACCGGCUGAAAAUUUGUCACUGAUUAUAUCUGAUCAGAAUCCCCAAUACAAUGAUGUGGAUAAGGUUCUAUGUGUUUUGGAUGCUAAAGACUAUACAGUAGAGCCGGCCACCUUACAAAGCCUACAGCAACUAAUACAAUGGGUAGCCGACCUGGGUUUGAAUAUACUCAACAAACUUCCAGAGGAAAUAAUGAAAACUAAGUUCAAUAAGAAACAUGGUUACGACAUAAGUAGAGAUAUGAUAGCCAUUAGUAGUAUACGUGAACUUCUGGUAAUGAUACGCAUUUGGGGUUUAUUAAAUCCCCAAUGUCUGCCCAUUUACACAAAAUCCAUAGAUAACUUUGAUGUUCUACCCGUGCUCUUUAGACUUUUAACCAGACUCUAUCAAAAUCCCAACGAGCCAGAUGACGGCUUACUAGAUGAAUGCAGCAUACUGUCCACACAAGUGCUAAUACCAAACCGUCAGUUGAAUACUCCAACAACAUUGCUUAAUAGCCAUGCAACAACCAAACUAUUUCCGUUCAUAUUUCAAACUUCGGUUGAACCCUUGGCAUUACAAGAUCUACACUACGAUGAAGUGGUCUUUGCUAAUAGCACCCGAGAUGAUGUUAGCAACCUACAUUUGGGCUCCAAGGUAAAGUCGGUGCGAAAAUGUAUACGUUGUGGUUUUAUAAAUAACAUUAUGAGGAAUACAAAGACAUCGGCUCUAAAAGCCUGGUGCCAGAGAUGGCAGUACUGCCAUUGUGGUGGUUUUUGGUUAACAACAUAGAUUUUAAGUUUGAUUUUAGUUUUAUAAAUAUGUGUUUGUAUUUUUAGCAUCAUUAAACAUUAUUAAUUGGCUAAAUAAAUAAGGUUUGUAUUUGAAUAACAA